UGGACUGGCGACAUGGAGGACGGCGUGCUCAAGGAGGGCUUCCUCGUGAAGAGGGGCCACAUUGUCCACAACUGGAAGGCACGAUGGUUCAUCCUUCGGCAGAACACACUCCUGUAUUACAAGCUAGAGGGUGGCCGGCGAGUGACCCCGCCCAAGGGGAGGAUCGUCCUCGAUGGCUGCACCAUCACCUGCCCCUGCCUGGAGUAUGAAAACCGGCCGCUCCUCAUUAAACUAAAGACCCGAACUUCCACUGAGUACUUCCUGGAAGCCUGUUCUCGAGAGGAAAGAGACUCCUGGGCCUUUGAGAUAACAGGGGCUAUCCAUGCAGGGCAGCCAGGGAAGAUCCAGCAACUCCACAUCCUGAAGAACUCCUUCAAGCUGCCCCCACACAUCAGCCUGCAUCGAAUUGUGGACAAGAUGCAUGACACCAGCAGCGGAAUCCGGCCGAGUCCCAACAUGGAGCAGGGAAGCACCUACAAAAAGACCUUCCUGGGCUCCUCUCUGGUGGACUGGCUCAUCUCCAACAGCUUUGCAGCCAGCCGUCUGGAGGCAGUGACCCUGGCCUCCAUGCUUAUGGAAGAGAACUUCCUCAGGCCAGUAGGGGUCCGAAGCAUGGGAGCUAUUCGCUCUGGGGAUCUGGCCGAGCAGUUUCUGGAUGAUUCCACAGCCCUAUACACUUUUGCUGAAAGCUACAAGAAGAAGGUAAACCCCAAGGAAGAGAUCAGCCUCAGCACAAUGGAGUUAAGUGGCACAGUGGUCAAACAAGGCUACCUAUCCAAGCAGGGGCACAAGAGGAAAAACUGGAAGGUGCGUCGAUUUGUUCUGAGGAAGGACCCAGCUUUCCUGCACUACUAUGACCCUUCCAAAGAAGAUAACAGGCCAGUAGGUGGGUUUUCUCUUCGUGGUUCCCUUGUGUCUGCUCUGGAGGAUAAUGGUGUUCCUACUGGAGUUAAAGGGAAUGUCCAAGGAAAUCUCUUCAAAGUGAUAACGAGGGAUGACACACACUAUUAUAUCCAGGCCAGCAGCAAGGCUGAGCGAGCAGAAUGGAUUGAAGCUAUCAAGAAGCUGACAUGAUCCGAAGGAGCAGGACCAGGGUCUUCAUCACUGGAUACAGAUCAGACUUCCUGGAGAACUGGAGUACAAGAUAUUGGGCUGGGGAUGUGACUCAGUGGUAGAGGACUUGCCUGGCAAUCCUGAGGCCCCAGGUUCAAUUCUUGGUACUAUUUGUUUGUUUUUUAAAAAGACUUUACCAUUGUACAUUUUGCACCACUUUGGAAUGAGACUGCCCAAGGUGGCUCCUCAGAUAACAGUGAGGAUGUGAUUUCUUUCUGCCUUCCUAUGACCAACUUUAAAAGCUGGACCAGCUGUUAGGUGGGCAGUAUCUUGACUUUGCUCUUCAGGACAGAAAUCUGUCUGUCUUUGGGGAGUAUAGUAGUACCUCUCUGUUGGAAUACUAACUCCAGCGUUGCUAUAUUAAAUACUCUAGUCUCAAGACAGCUCUCAACUGAUUUCAACAACUCAGUAUCUCUGGGAUUAAUAAAAAUUGACAUCUGUCUCU
Molecule: messenger RNA, 1558 nt
Organism: Arvicanthis niloticus (Nile rat)
Lineage: Eukaryota; Metazoa; Chordata; Mammalia; Rodentia; Muridae
Source: RefSeq, a predicted model, not a curated record